AUGCGACGGAUUGCAAAAAAGUGGGGAGAGUGGGAAAGCGAAGUCCGGGAGAAACUGCACAGACCCAAGCCUCCACUGGCGACUUCUGCCAGUAACCCUGCCAUCCAUGUGGCGAAGCUGGAGGAAGCCUCUAUACCGCAGGAUUUAUGGCAAGCUGCUUAUAACCAACUAGAGGAGGAGGAGCAGGCUAUUUUGUCGAAAAUACGGGUUCCAGCUCCGCCAAAUGGAGAAGACGAAGACUGUUCACAGACAAAAGCUGUUAUAGAUGAGGUUAUUCAGAUAACAAAAGAGCAAUAUAAGGACUACCAACAGGGAGGCUUGAAAAUUCGAAGGCCUACAGGAGGAGAUAUUAACCUCCGACAACUGUCUCGAAAAAUAAUCAGUGCUGCUUGGUCUUUCAAAGAUGCUAUUAGCGCGGUUGCCGCAUUUGAUCCCACCAGUCACGCAGCAAGUGCUUGGGCAGUUGUCUUAUUUGGAUUGAUGAUGACCAAGAACGUUUGUGACUUGCGAGAUGCCAUGUUCAAAUCCUCAGAAUACUUAGCAGAUAUCCUUGCACGAUGUGCCUAUAUUGAAAUAAACUUCUACCACAACAGGACUGAAAUGGGACCCGAAAUGAGAAGCACAAUUAUCAGAGUUUAUAAAAUAAUUCUCCGCUAUGCAGCGGAGAUGUUCAACGUGCAGAUGUCUAGCAUGGGACGGCGAGUUUUAAACAGUGUUACCACAAUCACUAACCAUCCUCUCAUGAGCCUUCAAUCUUCCGUGAAAGAAGAAGAGCAGUACUUGUACCAGUUCGUCCAGUUAGAUCAACAUCUCCACCGCAAAGAAGAAGCAGAGCGACUUCUGGCUCAGACUGAUAGGUUGGAAGAAUCGGUCCAAGAUGUUAUUCAGAAGUUCAAUCUCCUGAACCUGCACAUUGCGGAAGGCGCAUUUUAUGACUCAUAUUUGAAUCAACAUGAAGAUAUAUGCCUCCCAGACACCCGGAUGGAGAUUCGUCGCCAAAUUACAGAGUGGGCUGAAUCCUCAGAGAGUAAAUGUAUAUUUUGGUUAAACGGUAUGGCGGGAACAGGAAAGUCCACUAUUGCCCGAACUGUCGCGCAAUCAUUCAAAGAGAAGGGGCAGCUAGGCGCCACUUUCUUCUUUAAAAGAGGCGAAGCGGACCGAGCGAAUGCAAAAAGACUAAUAUCAACUAUUGCACAACAAUUGGUGAUCAAACAUUGGCAGCUGGCACCUGGUAUCUUAAAAGCGAUUGAGCUUGAUCCAAAUAUUUCUGCAAAGUCUCUCAGGGAACAAUUCGAUAAACUUAUUCUACAACCGCUGGAAACCGUAAAUUUGAAACAAACUAUUACCACAGUGAUUGUGAUCGAUGGAUUGGAUGAGUGCGAGCAAGAAGACGAUAUUAAAGUUAUACUUAACCUUUUACCUCAUGUGCAGAGAUCUAGCUCAAUGCGUAUUCAAAUAUUCCUGACAAGCAGGCCUGAACUUCCUAUCCGUCUUGGCUUCAAGCAACACGAGGACCAUCAGGACUUGGUCCUUCACAAAAUUCCCAAGCAAGUGAUUGAGCAUGACAUACGUCUCUUUAAUGGCCUGGAGAUGAUGCUAUAG
Messenger RNA from Aspergillus tanneri, 1602 nucleotides. RefSeq lists its product as uncharacterized. NCBI's taxonomy places the organism in Eukaryota, Fungi, Ascomycota, Eurotiomycetes, Eurotiales, Aspergillaceae. The record is from RefSeq and is a predicted model, not a curated record. The transcript has 3 exons. Bases 1 to 1602 code for a protein of 533 amino acids.